Messenger RNA from Penicillium psychrosexuale, 732 nucleotides. RefSeq lists its product as uncharacterized. The record is from RefSeq and is a predicted model, not a curated record. NCBI's taxonomy places the organism in Eukaryota, Fungi, Ascomycota, Eurotiomycetes, Eurotiales, Aspergillaceae. The transcript is spliced from 3 exons. Bases 1 to 732 code for a protein of 243 amino acids. Gene Ontology annotation, molecular function: catalytic activity.
AUGACUCGAGUCCGUGUGGGGGCUGUCCAGGCCGAGCCCGCCUGGCUGGACCUGGCCGCCGGUGUCGCAAAGACCGUUGCAUUAAUCCAGGAAGCUGGUGCGAAGGGCAUCAAUGUCCUGGGUUUCCCCGAGCGAACGCGAAGGGGGAGCUUAUACAUGGCGCAGUCGUUCAUCAACCCCGGCGGCCAGAUCGUGCACCAUCGGCGUAAGAUCAAGCCCACCCAUGUGGAGCGGUCUAUCUGGGGCGAGGGCCAGGCGGAGUCUCUCCAAACGGUGGUCGAUUCCCCCUUUGGUCGCAUUGGAGGCCUGAACUGCUGGGAACACCUCCAGCCGCUCCUACGGUUCUACGAGUACUCGCAGGGGGUGCAGAUUCACGUCGCUAGCUGGCCGGCGGAGUUCCCGGAGCCCAAGGGGUUGAAAUGGCCUUUCCAUGAAACGGACGUGGCGAGUCGUAAUGCCAGUCAAUUCUUCGCCAUUGAGGGCCAGGCCUUUGUGCUGCCUAGUGGAGGGUUCUCUAUGAUAUUCGGACCGGACGGAGCCUCUCUCGUGGAGGCACCCCCCGCUGGGGAGGAAUGCAUCCUGCAAGCUGAUAUCAACCUCGGAGAUAUUGACUACGCCAAGGCAAUGAUUGAUACGGUUGGCCACUAUUCCCGCCCAGACCUACUGUCGUUGAAAGUCAACACCGAGGCGGCGAAGUGCGUUUGGACAACUGGGGGCAACCCAAGUGUAUAG